GGGAUUAUAUUCGCUCAAUAAUCAUUGAUGUAUGUAUUAACGAAUAGCUGAUUUGCAAAACCAAUGGUGAAUGCAGUUGAAGGAGUUCUUCGAUAUUUCAGAUCUUAGAAAGGGACCUAGAGAGCUGCAGUUAGGAAAGUCUUUGCAUGUUCUCAAUCUAAGUGAUUCUGAAUACAUUGUAGAGUUGCCUAAAGAAUUUAGCUGUUUAUUUUCAUUGGAAGUGCUAGAUCUAAGCAACUGUGUCAAGUUGACAAGGCUUCCAGAAAGCUUAGAUGGACUGGAGUCUUUGUAUCGGCUGAACUUGAGAGGUUGUUUAGAGCUCCAAGCACUACCGGAAACAUUGGGUAAACUAUUUUGUUUGGGGGAGCUGGAUUGUACAUUUUGCCUUGAGUUGAAGGUAGUUCCAGAUAGCUUCGGUCAGCUAAAAUCUCUUUGUCACCUUCAGCUAAGGGGAUGCUCACAGCUGAAUUGUUUGCCUGAAAGCUUUGGAAACUUGUAUUCUCUGGAAUACCUGGAUUUGAGCUACUGUACUCAGCUAUCGAAGCUUCCAAGUAGCUUCCAGAAACUUGGUUCUCUAUCCCAUCUCCGCCUAGCUUGUUCAGGCUUAACUGAAUUGCCAAAAGACUUUGGUAAUUUGUAUUCUUUGAAGGAGCUGGAUUUAUCCAGUAACCAAAAUCUAGAAAGUCUUGAAGAAAGCUUCGGUAAACUCCAUGUACUGUGUUACCUCUACUUAAAAGGUUGUUCAAAGCUCACUUCAUUGUCAGAUAAUUUUUCUGAGCUAUCUGAUUUGGAGGAGCUUGAUUUAACUGGCUGUGAUAAAUUGGCACGCCUCCCAGACCACUUUGGCCAUUUCAAAUGCUUGCAUGUUUUGAAAUUAAGCUGCUCUGAGCUUAGAACUUUACCCCCAGACACUGGUUUCAUGCUUUCACUUAAGCGGAUGAGUUUAACAGAUUGUAAGAAAUUGGCGAGACUUCCAGCUGGCAUCUGCGCACUUAGGUCUCUAUCUCACCUUCACUUGGGUGGCUGUUCAAAGCUCACCGAACUGCCCAGAGGCUUUGAGAAACUAUCUUCUUUGGAAAAGCUUGAGAUAACAGGUUGCAAAGAAUUGAAGUCACUUCCCGAUGAUCAGCCUCCGUCUUUACGUGUCCUGAAAUUACGAGGUUGUUCUCAAUUCAAUGGAUUACCGGAAAAUAUUGGCAACCUAUCUAAGUUGGAAGAGUUGGCUCUAACAGGCUGUGGAAGUCUGCAAAGGCUUCCAGCGAGCCUCUGUGAAAUUAAGUCCCUACGCCAUCUGAGAUUAAGAGGAGAUUCAAAACUCACAAGCUUACCAGCGAACUUGCCAUCUUCUAUAGAGACAUUGGAUUUGGGUGAUUGCUCAAAUUUAAGGAUGCACCAGGACGUGAUUAGGAGUUGCACUUCUCUCAAGUUGUUGUUUUUUGAUGGGUGUUCCGAGUUGUGUCGACUACCUGACGACUUUCGACAGCUGAAUUCAUUGAGAUAUCUAAGCAUAGCAGGUUGUACAGAGCUGACGACACUUUCUGAUCGGCUUGAAAACAUGACCAAUUUGGUAGCAGUUGACGCAUCGGGUUGCCCGAAAUUGCAAGGAGAGACAAUGGACUGCCUGGCAAAGUUGCAGUGCUUGUAUUUCGUGGAUGUGAGCAAAAGCGACUUGCUGACAAAGCGCUGGAAAGAAGAAAGAGAACUUCACCAUCAGCUCGUAGUUCGGUUGCAGAUGGAUAAUGAAGCCAUGUACACAGAGAAUAUCGUCUCCCCUCAGUCCCAGCAAAUAAAAGAACUUCGUCAGCCUGUAGUAGAGUUGCAGAGGUAUGAAGAAGCCAUGUACGCAGACACGAUCAUCUCCUGUCUGUCUUCAAUCAGCGCCAUCGAGACAGAAAGAUUCGCUUUGGUCAUAACAUGUUCCUCAGAUAACAAGGCAUUAGAAUUAGUAGAGAAAAAAAUUAAAGAGCUUUAUGAACAAGAUCUCCGUACCUGUUCCAUCUAUAUAAAUCAUAACAGUAAAAUGUGUUCGGAGAUGAAAUCUCGGAAUCUGCUCUCCUUCGCCAUCCUGAGGUUGUUGAAGACGCGGCACCCCGAAUUGUUUUCUGCUCUGGAGAUUUUGCACACAUGGAUUGUAACCGUAGAUGUGUGCACAGACCAAGAGGGCCAACAACACAUUGAAAAACUGAAGGUGGAAUUACCUGCAGUUGGAGAUGGAGAUGGAAACGACAUUGUUUUGCAAGCACUUACAGAUAGCCAGGGCGGCGUGCCAAUGUGUUUCCCUUCUCUUUUCGGUGUAGUUGCUGACAACUUUUUCCCUCCUCUUUUAGGUGUCGUUGCCGACAAGUUCGCGAAGCACUCUAAAGAUUUCCAGCACUGAACUUCGGCAAAUAGCUUUGUGUUUUCUUUGUAUAUAAUAAUUAGGGUACUUGAUAUGAUAGAUUCAUGUUGGUAUGUAUUUGUUUGAUAUUCCAAGGGAUUUCAUACUUCAGCUAUUAUUUUUCAAUUAUACAAUUACACGAGAAAGUUUAAACGAAAAUAUAUAUUAAUUGUUCUGGUCAUU
Cryptomeria japonica (Japanese cedar) is the source of this 2560-nucleotide messenger RNA. Its product is annotated as disease resistance protein RPV1-like. Bases 71 to 2377 code for a protein of 768 amino acids. Gene Ontology annotation, molecular function: protein binding. The transcript has a single exon. Lineage: Eukaryota; Viridiplantae; Streptophyta; Pinopsida; Cupressales; Cupressaceae. The record is from RefSeq and is a predicted model, not a curated record.